This is a messenger RNA of Hemiscyllium ocellatum (epaulette shark), 6486 nucleotides long. Its product is annotated as LIM domain only protein 7-like. Lineage: Eukaryota; Metazoa; Chordata; Chondrichthyes; Orectolobiformes; Hemiscylliidae. Gene Ontology annotation, biological process: regulation of cell adhesion; regulation of signaling. The coding region runs from base 17 to 5716 and encodes 1899 amino acids. The record is from RefSeq and is a predicted model, not a curated record. The transcript has 33 exons. Gene Ontology annotation, molecular function: protein binding.
UGUCUGCUACCUAGCGAUGGAGUGGAAACAGCAGGCGGAUCCUGACCACGUCUUGGCAUUCAGAGACGCUCAGCGAUGGAUAGAGGAGGUUACUGGGAAGAGCUUUGGCAACAAAGAUUUUCGGUCAGCACUGGAAGAUGGAGCCCUGUUAUGCGAACUAGUUAACAAGAUAAAACCAGGUGUCAGUAAAAAGAUCAACCGCCUGUCCACACCAAUAGCUGGUCUGGACAACAUUAAUGUUUUCUUGAAAGGCUGUCAAAAACUUGGUUUAAAAGAAGCCCAGCUGUUUCACCCAGGAGAUCUACAGGAUUUAUCCAGUCGCGUCACUGUCAAACGUGAAGAAAAUCAGAGGCGGCUAAAAAAUGUUCUGAUCACAAUAUAUUGGCUGGGUAGAAGAGCACAGCAUGAGCCUCAUUAUAAUGGACCUUACCUUAACCUGAAAGCAUUUGAAGGGCUGCUUGGACAAACUCUGACAAAGGCUCUUGUGGACUCUGGCAGUCUGAAACGCAGUGGACGCGACAGUGGAUACUGUGAUAUCUGGUGUACGGAGAGGAACGAGUCAAUAUCACCACAGCACAGGCAUAGAAGAGACGAUUCACUUGAUAGUUUAGAUUCAUUUGGGUCAAAGUCUGUCACCAGCCUUUCAUCAGACAUAACAUUAAAAGGCAGUAGUGAGGGUGGUGGGAGUGACGUUGAGUCAGACUAUCUAAACAGCAAGACAAUGGAUGAAGUGAAGAACGAUAUGUCACUUCGCAGGACCUCCACCUCAGACUAUAAGCCUGUAUUGCCGUACAACCAAUUCCUGCCAAAGAAAAGCAAACCUGCAACUUACAUUCCAGCUCCACUGAUGAAAAGGCGAGCGGAAAGACAUGAAGAAAAUAGAAGAAGUUGGGCAAACCCAAUGUUUGAAAAAAAUGAUGGAACAUUUUCAAGUAGAGAAGAGAAAUCUCUGAAGAGUGAAACGGUUGCAGGUGACACGGGUACAUAUAAAACUUCCACCAGCGGUGAUGGUGGAUCAUCUGAGGAAUUACUACACGCCUAUCCUGACACUGAUUCUGGAUCAGAUGAUGAAGAAAGGGAGCCUGAUCCCUUGCUGGAUGACUUUGCACGUCGGAAAUUUGGUUCACCCCUUAGUUUUGUAAGGCACACACCUCUUCAACUGGACAAAGAAUUGGCAUCGCCACUUUGUCAAACUUCUGCUUUGACUGAUAGCACCACUCCCUUAAUAGAAGAGAACGAGAAAUCUGGAAGUAGCCAAAAGCAGCUGAGUGUCCUCGUGGUGAGUGAAGAUUCCACAAAAGCUUCCCAACCACUUUGGGAUGAAUCCGCUUCUGAGGAAGAACAAGAUGCUGAUCCUGACAUUGAAAAGGAUGACCUGUUUAUACGUAAACUGAACCCAGUGUUACCGGGCAAAAGUGUGACCUUUGAUAGAUUCCUACCAAAGAAUUGGACCGCAAAGGAAGAAGAACAGUGGAGACAAAUACAAUUGGGUUCUCGAAGCAGACCAUGGUAUAAGGAGCUUCAGUAUAUCAGAAGGAAGCCACCUGAGUUGCAAGAGGAUGCCCACUACUUCACCAUUAACAAAGCUGGCACUGAAAAGACACGGGAGUCUGGCACUGAAAAUUGCAGUAGGGAGGUUUCCCAGUUUAACACACAAACUAUAAAAUCUGCAGGAACUGUGUGCCAUGGACGGGUGGAAGGUGUCACUCGCACUUUAGAUGGACAAAGCCUGUUUCCACUACGUCAAGCUCUAGAUGCAAGUGUUACUUAUUCACAAUUGGCAGACUUCUCGCUUUCCAGACCAAAAGUCGAUCCAGCUGCAGGUCCUAGAAUUCUAAGACAGAAAGAAACUUCCUUCCUGACCCAGCAGUCCCACUCUGCCAAGCAGGAGGAGGAAGCCGACCAGGAAUUGGAACCAGAUUUGGAAAAUGACGACAUGUUCAGCCGUAAAACCGGUGCUUUUCACGCGAAUCCUGACCUGAAACCUUUGUGCUAUGAGGAUCGAAGCAAUGCUGGAUCAAAUGACUCAAUUGAGCGUCUUGUCGCGCAAGAUCGAAGAGACAAAACUAUAAUUCCGGAUCCUGAGAAAGAUGAUGUGGUUCUUAGAAAAGAACGCUUUUCUCAAACAAAGCAAUUGGUGCCAUCGGGUGCUCCAGACAUGUACAGUCCGAUUCCUUUUCCAGAUUUCUCAAGUUUGCCUGAAUCGCUCCGCUCCAGGUUCCUUUGCCCACCCGACCAAGUUUCUGAAGAAACUGAAACGUGUGUCGAUGCAUUGCCAUGUCCGGUAAAGGAUGACAUGCUUUCUCGAAGAAUGGCUUUGUCCCAGGCUAACCAAACAGUGCACAGUCGAAACUUUGCUCCUGCCUCAUGUAGUGAGGAGGACGCGAAGAAGUGGGAAACUAUAAGGAAGGCCAGCAGAUUAAGAUUCAAGAAGCAACAGCUGGUUGAGAGACUUCUCCAAAGGUCAGCUGAUAGUGAUUUAGGGAGUAAAUCACUCAAUGACGUGUCUGAAGAUUCCGCUGGAAUUCCUAAAUCGCUGCGAUAUGAAGAGUUACAGAGAAUAAAGGCUACUCUGAAUGACCAAGACCAGCAAUGGCAGAGUGACUUGGCAAAAUGGAAAAACCGACGCAAAAGUUAUACUUCGGACUUGCAGAGGAAGAAGGACGAAAGAGAAGAAAUUGAGAAAAUAACAAGUGGAGAGAGUGCUAAACCCACAAAGACAUUCAGACAAAUUAGGAAAGAAAGGGAGCUCAGACAGGAGGGAUCAUACGCCGGUGACCAAACUGAUUACAGAAAGCUCAAUUCCUCUGACGAAGAAGUGUUUGCUGAAGAAACCAAACCUCCAAGACGUUUUUAUGAGAGAAGCUCCACAGUGGCGAGUGAAACCCCUUUCACUUCCCAGAGGCAUGUGGUGGUUUCCUCAGCACCUCCACCUCAAGCCUCAAAGAGCACGACCGCGUCUGAAUUGAAAAGCAGUGUCAACAAUCUGUCAGGAAAGCAAAGCUCUGCUGCUUUGUAUACCCGCCAUGUAAUGGAUCCCAAAACUGAACAAACCAAGGUUUCAAAUUCUUUGCCCAGGAAUUACCAGGCACCUGAUGUAUCCAGGAUUGCACCUGUCAUCGUGCCAAGACCCUAUGGUACACAAUCUAAAAGAGUCUCAUCCCUCUCUAGAUCUUAUCAGUUGCAAGAUGAGUCGCUUAAAUACAACGGAGAUGUGAAUGGUUCAAAAACGUCCCAGGGCACACCAAGUUUCUUUUCCAAGCCAGAAGCGCAAGAAUCCAAAAACAGUCGUGGAGUCUUGCCAAAGGAAGAAGAAGGAACGACGUGGGCCAACAGUUCCUUGAAAAUGGAGGAAAAGAGAUCAGUGCUUGUCAAUCUUUCUUCAAAACCAGAAAAUGAUGUGCAUGCAAAGAGCAACCGUUUAGCAAAACAAGAUGAUGAUGACCAAUCACAGGCCAGUCCUGUAAUGAGUAGUAAUGAGGACGAGGCAGAGGAGGAGGAGGAGGAGGAAGAAGAAGAAAGGGCAGCAUCUCUUAGUAAGAGUAACUUUCCUCAAGAGUCAGAGCCUGACACUACUACUGGCCCAGUAACAAUGAAUUCUUUUACAAAAACAAGCAGCUUGGCCACAGCCCCCGUUACCACAGCAGCCACGCAACAGGGACACUACAGUAACUCGCGAAUAGUUAUUAAUCAGAGGCCAAACAGUGGUCGCGACUUUGGAUUUACAACCAUUCCGAGCUCUACGGGUAUAACUGUCGAGUCAGUUGAACAAGGAGGACCAGCAGAAUUCUGCCAACUGCAAGAGGGCGAUGAAAUCAUUUCUAUCAAUGGUAAUGAUGUAGCCGGUAUGAGCCACCAGACUUGGCAGAGAGCCAUGGAGGAUUCAAGCAAGAGUGGAAAUCUGAACCUGGAAAUCAGAAGAUAUGAGAAAAGUUAUAUAAGUGAUUCAGAACAUACUAACUUCAAUGACCCUACCAGAUGGGAAGAUGCUGGACUAGCUUCUGUGACCAAUAGGACCCAAUUCUUGAAUCGAUCAAUGGAGGUUGAUAAAUCUAAAAGGGACCAGGAAAAUCUGAUGGAGGAUGCAAAGCCAAAAGCAUCUGAGCCCCUUAGCCUGAGAAACUUUAAAAGACGAUCCCAAUUUUUUGAACAAGGCGGAUCCGAAUCUGCAGUGAGUGAUCUACAAAUUCCAUCAAUUAGUGUUUCAAGUCGAUGGUCUUGGAAUCCUGAGGAAGAGAGAAAGCGCCAGGAAGUAUGGCAGAAAGAGCAGGAGCGUUUGUUACAGGAAAAAUACCAGCGUGAGCAGGAGAAACUACGGGAAGAGUGGAGAAAGGCUCAGCAAGAAGCGGAACAAGAAGGUACCAAGUACUAUGAAGAGGAGCGCAGGAUAUUGCAGGAAACAAACACUCCACAAUCGCCUUCAGAUACUGUGGAUGGGCCUGUAGGGUUCAAGAACCAGUUCACUUCUCGAAACUGGAUGACAUCUUGGAAUAACCAAGAAUCGGAGGAUGAAUCGCAGGAACUGAGAGAGGAAGAAGUUUGGCACGGAAGUGAAGAUGAUGAGGCAGGGCAGCGAGAGGAAUUCCAGUUGCAAGAAGAAAGAAGGCAUCAAGAAGAAGAAGAAGAAGCAGAUCGUCUUGAACAGGAGAGAAAGCUGCAAGAGAAAGAACGUGAACGACAAGAACAAUGGCAUCGUGAGAAAGAGCGACUUGAAGAGAAGAGGCAAAAACAACGCCAACAAGCCGAAGAAAGGGCACGGUUAGCAGAAAGUGAAAGAACAGAGGAAUAUCAGCCCCAGUGGGCCAAGUCCAAGUCUACCUCUGACCUCGAUGAGUUUGUGCCUGCCCAUGGACACGGUGUAGGUGUGAAACCAGUGAGUGGUGUGGCCCAGUGGCUGCUUGAGGAAGAAAAACUACGCAGGCGACAUGGGAAGACGCAGGAAGCUGCACGUGUUGAAUUGGAAACAGAGAGGCUGAAAAUCCUUAAUCAGAUGAAAUAUGCUGACCCAGAGAGAGGUGAUGUAAAACACAAAGUCCCAGACAACUCGUGGAUUAAGAGUGAAAUGAAACCAAAAUCUUCACAGCAGCAAGACCCACCACACUCGUAUGCUGAGCAAGAGCGACAGAAAAUCCUACAGGAGAUGCGCAGAAAGACCCAGCUCCUGAAUGAUAAUAGCUGGAUCAGACAGCGUAGUGUUGCCAAUAAGACUGCAUCUAGCAAUUACGGAUUAAUGAGAAGGGGUGAAUCUUUAGACAACUUAGAUGCUCCAAAGACAAACAACUGGGGAACAAAUGCAGAGCCAACACAUUCCUCUGGAAAGGGACCUGGUUUUUACCCAAUCUCCACCUCAAACCGCUCUUAUAUGCGCACUGCAUCAUCAACCUUACCGCCUCAAUCCACUGGAUCAUUGAGAACAGCAUCAUGGACCAAGAAUCCUUCCGUUGAGCCAACCAGUCAGUCCCAGAUACUGCAAAGCAACAGGUCAAUAAGUGGAAAGAAGAUCUGUUCAUACUGUGAUAACCCCCUGGGCAGAGGAGCUGCCAUGAUCAUCGAAUCUCUUGGUCUUUGUUAUCACUUACAAUGUUUUAAGUGCAUCUUGUGCAGCAUUGACCUUGGAGGUACAGAAUCUGGAGCAGAGGUCCGAGUACGGAAUAACAAACUCUAUUGUAACGCCUGCUACAUCCAGUACAAAGCUGGACAGUCCGUGCCUAUCUGAGGAAACUCCAAGAGGUUCAAAGAUAUUGCUACACAUAGAAGAAGAGGAGAAUCUUGGCUGAACACUAUAACUUAGAUACUCCGCAUGAACGAAAAAGUUAAAUUUUCACUUUUGACAGCCAGAGUGCAUCAAAUAAUGUGACUCAUAUGAAAUUUUAACUUUUAUCACAAUUUGACUGCAAAUGGGGUGACUGCUCAAUUUAAAUGACCUUAAAUUUGUUUCCUUGAAGACUAAGCAUGUACAGUAGAUAAGGGAAAGCAUGGUGUAUGAUACUAAAAGUGUUUGUGAUUCCAUAACAUUUAUUUAUCAAGCUGAUGAGCUGUUGGUGGAUGGGCAAGGAAGCCAACUUUGCCUUUGUGUUUAUAUUGCUUCUUGUAGAGCGCAUUUAUGAUGUAUUCUACUCAAUGUAUCUGUCUUGAAACUUUGAUAGAUCUCUCAUGUAAGAAUUGUCAUUGCAGUAAGUUAUCUCAGUGCAUAUGUUUGCUAUGUGCAUUCCCAUUAUAUUUCUGUUGAAUGGGCAUAUAUGGAAAAAUUUAAUGUUUUCUAAAAUGAGGGACAGGUUAAAAGAAAGAAGUCAUGCACAUAUUGCAUGUAUGUUAAAUGUACAGACCUCUGACAUUAAGGAGCUUCAAAGAUACAAAAUCAAAAUUUCUGUGAUUUACUCUUAGCUUCGUGGAACCGAUGGAUAUCCGGUUAAAUAUUUUUGAAAAAAAGAUAAAAGAAAAAAAAUAAUUUUUGUGUUGACUUAUGUUUAUAAAUAAAAAAUAAAU